Messenger RNA from Volvox carteri f. nagariensis, 2070 nucleotides. RefSeq lists its product as uncharacterized. The transcript has 12 exons. Lineage: Eukaryota; Viridiplantae; Chlorophyta; Chlorophyceae; Chlamydomonadales; Volvocaceae. Bases 1 to 2070 code for a protein of 689 amino acids. The record is from RefSeq and is a predicted model, not a curated record.
AUGCACGAGUCCAUGCACAUCUUUGGGCUGGAACAUGCUCAAACGCCGUACGACCUGUACGGCGACCCAACAGAUGUGAUGGGAAGAUUUGAAGGUAUCCAAGGCCUGCUAUGUCCCAAUGCACCUCAUUUGUACCGCAUUGGAAUGGCGUCGACGCUGAAGGGAUGGCCGAGCGACAGAGGGGGCGUGUACGGCAACUUGACGGCAGCCAACUUCACACAGUAUGAUACCUUCAAUCUGUCAAUCCCUGCGGCUUACUUAAGGGAUGAUCACAUGGUGGUGGUGGAUCUGUCGCGAUUGGAACCAAAUGGCAAAAAGGCCAAUUGCCUUGACAAGCUUUUCAUCAGCUAUCGCGUUGCCAGCUCUGAGCCUACCGGGUACGACAGUGGCCUACCCCGCGCGAACAAUGGCACCGUAGUCGUACACAGUUACGACGGCCUUCAGGAUGAGGUAUGGUCCAACGGUAAACGACCAACGUACCUGGCCAGCAUUCCCCAAGGCGCUACCUGGUGGAGCUCCACAUUUGACAAAUACAAGGAUGAUGUAGGUGGCCGGCUAAUGGUGAGGGUGCAUUCGGCCAACUCGACUCACGCCCAAGUCGCCCUAUGUCGCGCCCGGUAUAGCAGGGAAUACGACUGCAGCGAUGGCCGUGAUGAUGACUGUGACGGUCAGCGGGACAAGUGCGACACAGACUGUCCCGUUAUCGGCAAGCGCCCAGCUAGGGGCUGCGUCCAGCAAUGGCCAGCAGUACCGCCCCCCAAGGAUGCCUGGAUGGAAGCCAGCAGUACCGGCCCCCAAGGAUGCCUGGAUGGAAGUGGGUGCCGUUGUGAAAGGAAACGACACGGUACCACAGGCACCGGUGAUGCCGCCUGGACCUUGCGAGUAGCUACCAAGCUUGCGAUCUAUCUAAGCCGCCUGCUGUAUCUAUCUAUGCGACUAUUUAUCUUUCUUCGGCUAGGACAGAACUGCGUACGAUCUUCACACUUCAGCAUGACUCCAGGAAUGGAAAUGGCGGCAGGUGGGCCGCAUAUAAGCCACCCAGCUGAAAUGCUUCGUCCAAAGACUUUCGUAUCACAACACUUGUGGUUCAGGGUUCAAGACCUUGCUAUCACCGUUCUCUUUGCAUGUCUUCGAACUCAGAUUCUCGUAUCGCUUCUUGCUUCUCUCGUUAAGUCGCCCAUCGUGGUCGAGACCCUGGCCUUCCUUCAGCCUCGUGACCAAACACUCACGCUGAACGGUCUGAACGCCCCUUUAGUCCAAAACAAAGCCCUCUCCAUAAAUGAACCACGCCCACCACCACGUGCUAUGAAGGCCCCCGGCAGCCGGGUAUUGAGAAGUCGAACACGCAACAACCCGUACUGCCACUACGAAAAGACGCUUGCCUUGCAGGAGGAGGAGGACGGCGAAUAUGGUAGGUGUUGGCAGGUUAUUUGUGUGACAGCAUAUAACAUUUUGUGCUACUACUGGAUUGCGGAAAAUUGCGGCAAUGCGCGGCGGAGAAGUAUUUUUUUCCAUGCCAUGUACGGCAACAUGCCGCCACCACACGGCGGAAGCUCCGCCGGGGGAUCGCUGUAUGAUGGCGACCUGCUGUUGCAGCGUGCUGACGUGGAGAGUUACCAGGCGGCGGCUUCCAAGCCCUUGCAAGCCAUGAUAAGCCAUCCGCUCUCGGAGGACGUGCUCCCGGAGGUUACCCUGUUACGGGAGCAGCGGUCAUCCCCUGCUGCUGCCGCAUCCCGACGGCUUCAUUGGGGCCCCUGCCAGCAGCCAGGGGCAAAAUGCCAGUUCACAUCCACACGGACGUCUUCGAAGGGCACCAGCACUACUGUCGUCACCUCGACGACCAACAUGCAAGGCAACGGUGGAGGCGGCGGUGGCAUGGGCCAGCAGAAGGGAUGCAGGAAGAACUGCGGUGGCGGCGGCGGCGGCGGGGGACCGCCUCCCCCUCCACCGCCAGCACCGGGCCAAACCGUCGUCGUCAACAUCAACAAUUAUGCGGGAACCCCUGGUCAAUCAACAGUCACCGCCUCGGCUUCCGCCGCUGCUACAGCAACAGCAUCCAGGUCUAAAUGA